CAGGCAGAUGAAGCAGCACUGUUCUAAUGGCGUCUUCGUCCAGUUACAGUAAGUCUGUCUAUCGGUUUUGCUCACUUUGAACGGCUUCUGUUGUUGUGUCUGUGCUGUGAAGCGUCUCUUUUCCUGAGAUCCUGCGUAUGAGCCAGUAGCCUCAUCUGCGACCGGUUUUUGUCUCUACAGAGUAUAGACGGAUCGGUGUGAAAUGGUGAAACUGUAUCGAGGUGGAAAACAGGGCCCAGGGCCGAUGAGGGGCCCUAUGAACAAGCCGCGUCCGCUUUUCCCACCGGGCGAGCUGCCCCUUUUCGGGCCUCCACCCGUGUACUUUCGCCGGCCUAUGAUGCCGCCCCCCGCGAUGAGGCAUCCGCCGCCGAUGCGCCCGCCCCCGCCGCGGAUGAUGGGGCCGCCACGGCCCGGCAUGGUCGGACCGCCGCCGCCGGGCAUGAUGCGCCGCCCCGGACCCCCGCCCCCAAUGCCGCUCCUUCAGGCUCCCGUCCUCCCGCCUCGGCCGCCUUUCGUACGCGGUGGACGCGGCGGCCCCAAACCUCUUCUGAUGAAGCCCAUGAGGAAGAUGAUGGACGACAGACGGAUGAAGCAGGUCAAAAGGCAUAACAAGAAGAACAAAAUGAGAAAAGCAAAUCGCCCCGGGACCGGCUCGGGAGAGUUUUAUUGCGAAACCUGCGACAUUUGUUUGGAGACGAGAGAAGAGCUCGAGGAGCACACUGGUGAGCAUGUUGUGUGCGGAAAGGACGGCUGCACAUUCUCUGCCAUACCGCCAAUAAUAAGGCAACACGUACGGCUCCAACAUGCCACCGGCCUCUAUGAAAAAAUCGCCAAAGUGUCCAAUCCGGAGGAAGUCAGUAAAUGGAUAGCCGAUAGGAAAAACAAUUACCCAACGAGUGAGAAAAUAGCGCAGAAAGAAGAGGAGAAAGCUGAAAUGAUUGAGAGGGGUGAAGUGCUUAACGAUGGCGUAAGGUUCAACCAACUUCCGUUAAAAAGAAAAACACCUUCAAAAAGAAAUAGCCAGUGGAAAAAAAGAGUCAACAUCAUUCAUAAUUACUCGGAAGAAUUUGUCGUAAUCGAUGGUCUACCUUCAGACGAAUCAGCAAGCGAAGAGUCAGGAGAAUCAGAUUCGGAUUUGGAGGAGGACAAUGACAUCGGAAAAUUUAGUGAUGAUGAGUGGAUUGAUGAUCUGUCUCAAAAGGAAAACGAAAAUAAAGAAGUCUGUGGAGUUCUUGGCUUAUUAACAGCGUACAAUUCUGAUUCCGAAGAAGAAGAAAUGAAAGUCAGUUCAGACAUACAGAAUGAUAAUAAGAAAGAAUCAUCCGAGAAAUCUGAAAAUGAAAAUUUGGCUGAUCCUGAAAACAAAAGCAGUUUGGAAGAAGAACCACCUGAAGAGACAAAAAUCCUUAGAGAAGAAUUAGAUGUUCCAAAUAUAUUGGUAAAAACAAACCUGGUGACAAAUGAAGAUACAAAAGAAAAACCUGUACAUGAAAAACGGAAGAGAGUUCAAUCUGGAAAGAGAAAACUAAUUAGCAAAGUUCCACCAAAAUACAAACCUUCCACUCUUCUACAGAAACUUUUAUCUAAAGAGAUUAAAAAAGAAAGAAACUACAUUCUUCAGUGUGUUCGUUAUAUUAUCCAAAACAAUUACUUCAAACCUGAGAGUAAUAAACUGCAAGACAAUAAUUUGAUUGAUGCAGAAUCUGGGAAUUGAUCUGUUAUAAACGUUUAAAUGUAAUAAGCAGUUUUGACGAAAUUUUUUGUUAUCAAUUGUAAAUAAAUGUAAUAUAUUGCUUAUAAAA
Cimex lectularius (bed bug) is the source of this 1802-nucleotide messenger RNA. RefSeq names its product nuclear fragile X mental retardation-interacting protein 1 (gene Nufip). Bases 203 to 1714 code for a protein of 503 amino acids. The record is from RefSeq and is a predicted model, not a curated record. Gene Ontology annotation, cellular component: nucleus. Gene Ontology annotation, biological process: box C/D snoRNP assembly. Gene Ontology annotation, molecular function: RNA binding. Lineage: Eukaryota; Metazoa; Arthropoda; Insecta; Hemiptera; Cimicidae. The transcript has 7 exons.